Messenger RNA from Drosophila innubila, 1002 nucleotides. RefSeq names its product trypsin. The coding region runs from base 51 to 968 and encodes 305 amino acids. The record is from RefSeq and is a predicted model, not a curated record. Gene Ontology annotation, molecular function: serine-type endopeptidase activity. NCBI's taxonomy places the organism in Eukaryota, Metazoa, Arthropoda, Insecta, Diptera, Drosophilidae. The transcript is spliced from 3 exons. Gene Ontology annotation, biological process: proteolysis.
UGUUGCGGAUAAUUGACAUAUCACGUCGGAGGGACAGAAGAUCGUAAGUGAUGUUCUAUUACCAAAUGCUGAUGGCCGUCCAACUAUGCUUUACUGUAGCUGCUGCCCCCGAGCCAAUCGAGACGCAUGCCAAAGUGGUCGGUGGUUAUCCGGUGGGAAUUGAUGUUGUGCCGUUUCAGGUCUCUAUACGUCUGCGAUACUAUGAAGAAUUGGAGUUUGGUUCGGGUCACAUGUGUAGCGGUUCAGUGAUAUCACAGCGUGUGGUUUGCUCAGCGGCACAUUGUUUUGCAGAAAAUGAUACAUAUCCAGCACAAUACAGAGACCCAGAGAAUUAUGUCGUCGUCGCCGGCAGCAGUCAUAUUCAAAGUUUGAAUCGUUUCAGUGAGGUGUAUCUGGUACAGGAGAUCAUUGGCCAUGAACGUUAUCAUCCUUACACUCUAGAGAAUGAUAUUGCAUUGGUGUUCCUGAAUAGUUUCAUACCCUAUCAUCAUUUCAUUAUACGUUCAUUGCCACUGGCUUCUGCGGCGUUUCCUCCGGGCACCUUUUGCUCCAUCAGCGGCUGGGGAAAUGUAUACCGUGAGCUACACCAGGCGAUUGUGCCAAUUCAGGAUCAACGCCUGUGCUCCUUUAUCUAUAUAAGUUUGCCCAAAUCCCAGAUUUGUGCAGGAUAUCUAAGCGGCGGCGUUGAUGCCUGCAAGGGGGAUUCGGGAGGUCCCAUGGUCUGUAACGGUCACCUAACUGGCAUUAUAUCCUGGGGCGUCGAUUGCGGAAAGGUCUUCUUUCCCGGCGUCUAUACAAAUAUCUCGUACUUUCUCAACUGGAUCACAAAGGUCAACUCCUCUCUGGACUAUGAAAAGUACUUGCGAAUGCGAGGUUUAAAUGGAGUCGGCCCUUUAAUGUUACCAACUAUAGAGUUAUAUGUUAUUUGUAGUGUAUUGCUUAUGGCAAUGAUAAAAACGAUCUAUUGAUUAUUAAAAAUAUAUAAACUGACUUGAUAUUUAU